GAGCAGAAAGUAGGCUUAGAACACGGUGGAUCGUACUUUUAUCUUCCACGGGGACUAUAUAUUUUUUUCAAGUCGGCUAAAGCAAAGAUCGUGUGGCUGUGCUGAGCUUCCUUACUGCUCGCCCUCUGGUCUCCGGCAGAUCAAGUUUCUGUUUCUGAUGCUUGAUUGGAAAGAUAUACGCUCUCGUAGCUCACGCAGCUUGGUCUCUGCAAGGUAUAUCUACUUGGCCUCUCGGUGACAACGCCAAGUCAUCCUGUCGGUCAGUUUGGAAUAAAUCACCUGUAAACAAAUAACUUGCCUUCGUGGUGAUUGACGGGAGUAACAUGCUGGGGAGUGGAGGUCAGUGAGCCCACUGUCUCUACCAGUCCUAGUCCAACUGCAAAGCCCCGCUUGCCUCCUUCUCCGCGCGUGGAUCUUUAGUUUGAAUCAGAGGGGAUCGAGGGGGGAAAGCAUGGUGAAACCUCGGCACAUUGAUGACCUCAACAAAAAUCACCCAACACCAGCUAAUACAGAUGGGCCAGUUGUGAUCCCCAUGGAAAAGACUUUUACUACUAUGAAGCUACCCAGAAGAUGCCGGCGCACUGACACUGGGGACAGGUUUACCUGUGAUCACUGUGAAAAGUCUUUUACUCAGAAAAACAGCUUAAAAAAACAUCAGCUCAUCCACACUGGAGUUAAAGCAUUCAGCUGUGAUCAGUGUGGAAAGUCUUUUACUUACAUGAAGGGUUUGAAACGUCAUCAACUCAUCCACACUGGCAUUAAACGAUUUGUCUGUGAUCAUUGUGAAAAGGCUUUUACUUAUAAGUGUGCCUUAAAAAAACAUCAGCACAUUCACACUGGUGCUAAACCAUUUGUCUGUGAUCAGUGUGGCAAGACUUUUGCUCACGUGGAUAGUUUAAAAACUCAUGGCCUCAUCCACACUGGUGCUAAACCAUUUAUCUGUGAUCAGUGUGGAAACGCUUUUGCUCAUAAGGAGAGUUUAAAACGUCAUCGACUCAUCCAUGCUGGAAUUAAGUCAUUUGUCUGUGAUCAGUGUGGAAUGGCUUUUACUCGUAAUAGCAGCUUAAAACAACAUCAGCUCACCCACACUGGCAUUAAACCAUUCAGCUGUGAUCAGUGUGGAAAGGCUUUUUCUCAUAAUGGCAGCUUAAAACAACAUCAGCUCAUCCACACUGGAUUUAAACCAUUUUGUUGUGAUCAGUGUGGAAUGGCUUUUACUGUUAAUGGCAGCUUAAAAAAACAUCAGCUCACCCACACUGGAUUUAAAGCAUUUCGCUGUGAUCUGUGUGGAAAGUUUUUUACUCAGGAUGGCAGCUUAAAAAAACAUCAGCUCAUCCACACUGGAUUUAAAGCAUUCAGUUGUGAUCAGUGUGGAAAGUGUUUUAAUCAGAAUGGCAACUUAAAAAAACAUCAGCUCACCCACACUAGAGUCAAAGCAUUCAGCUGUGAUCAGUGUGGAAAGUGUUUUGCUCAGAAUGGCACCUUAAAAAGACAUCAGCUCAUCCACACUGGAGUUAAACCAUUCAACUGUGAUCAGUGUGGGAAUUCUUUUAGUCACAGGAGUUCCUUGAAAGAACAUCAGCUCGUCCACAAUGGCACUAAACUAUUUGUCUGUGGUCAAUGUGGAAAGGCUUUUACUUACAUGAGGGUUUUAAAAACUCAUCAGCUCGUCCACACUGGUGUUAAACCAUUUGUCUGUGAUCUUUGUGGAAAGGCUUUUCCUGACAUUUGGGUUUUAAAAAAACAUAAACUCAUUCACACUGGUACUAAACCAUUUGUCUGUGGUCAGUGUGGAAAGGCUUUCGGUCGCAUAGAUACUUUAAAACAUCAUGAACUAAUCCACACUGAAGUUAAAUAGUUUUUAUAUCGUCAGUGCUGAAAGGUUUUUACUUGUGUCAAUAUAUUUAAAAAGCAUCAGAUUAUUCAUAAUGGAAUUAAAGCGUUUGUCAUCAGUGUAGAAAGUUUUACUCAGAUUAGAUUCUUAAAUUUGCAUAAGCUUAUCUAUGCUGGAGUUAAACACUGUCAUUGUGCAUAGUGUUGACAUUCUUUUGCUAGGUUUUGUCAUCUAAAAGAAAAAUCCCAAUCUCACCAACUAUUAAACCGCUGAAAUAUGAGGAGUAUGGAAAGUCUUUUAUCCAUAACACAAACGUAUUAAGGAUCAGCAAACCCAUACUGUGUGUCCUUUUGGAGACGGUGAGAAGCACAGAGGAUCUGAACAAAUCUGCUGAAUGCUAGGUCAAACUUCGAAAGCUUGAGAUCAGGCUUCACAGAAUUCAGCUUUAAUAAUUGUCAUCAGAGGCAAGAAAGAAUACAUGUGUGUAAAUGAGAGGGAGACAGGUGUAACAGUGGUCAAAGGACACUUGGCAAAGGAUGAUGAAGAUGGAGCUACCAGGCAGAAUGAAAAGGUCUUGCGACUUUUACCUUUGCCAUAAAAAAUGUUUUAGUAGGAUGUACAUAUUGAUUGUAACAGUACUUAAAUCUGUAAGUAUUCUAACAUGAAUUGCUUGCAGUGAAGGAUAGGAGGGUUAACAAUUAGAAAAAGUGCUGUAGCUUUAUUCUUGCUGUAGUAUGUAGUUUCUCCAUGUGGUGGAACAUGUCCUUUUGUCUGUGAAGGUUCUCAGUCAUCCAGGUCAUCAUAGUCAAAGGAGCUUGCAAAGAAAAGCGUCUG
Messenger RNA from Maylandia zebra (zebra mbuna), 2668 nucleotides. RefSeq lists its product as uncharacterized. The record is from RefSeq and is a predicted model, not a curated record. Gene Ontology annotation, molecular function: RNA polymerase II cis-regulatory region sequence-specific DNA binding; DNA-binding transcription activator activity, RNA polymerase II-specific. Gene Ontology annotation, biological process: regulation of transcription by RNA polymerase II. Lineage: Eukaryota; Metazoa; Chordata; Actinopteri; Cichliformes; Cichlidae. Gene Ontology annotation, cellular component: nucleus.